AUGGCGCUCAACAAGAAUCACUCGGAGGGCGGCGGAGUGAUCGUCAACAACACCGAGAGCAUCCUGAUGUCCUAUGACCAUGUAGAGCUUACGUUCAGUGACAUGAGGAAUGUGCCAGAGGCCUUCAAAGGGACCAAGAAAGGCACAGUCUACCUUACCCCAUACCGGGUCAUCUUUCUGUCCAAGGCGAAGGAUGCCAUGAAGUCUUUUAUGAUGCCCUUCUAUCUGAUGAAGGACUGUGAGAUCAAGCAGCCUGUGUUUGGGGCAAACUACAUCAAGGGGAUGGUGAAGGCCGAAGCAGGAGGUGGCUGGGAAGGCUCUGCAUCCUACAAGCUGACCUUUAUGUCCGGGGGCGCCAUCGAAUUUGGGCAGCGGAUGUUACAGGUGGCAUCUCAAGCCUCCCGAGGCGAAGCCCCCAACGGAGCCUAUGGUUAUUCUUACAUGCCCAGCGGGGCCUAUGUCUUCCCCCCGCCAGUCGCCAAUGGAAUGUACCCCUGCCCUCCUGGCUACCCCUACCCACCGCCCCCACCUGAGUUCUAUCCGGGACCCCCCAUGAUGGACGGGGCCAUGGGGUACGUGCAGCCCCCACCGCCGCCCUACCCCGGGCCCAUGGAGCCUCCAGUCAGUGGCCCCGAUGUCCCCUCCACUCCUGCAGCUGAAGCCAAGGCCGCGGAAGCAGCUGCCAGCGCCUAUUACAACCCGGGCAACCCACACAACGUCUACAUGCCCACGAACCAGCCUCCACCACCUCCCUACUACCCCCCCGAAGAUAAGAAGACCCAGUAG
Molecule: messenger RNA, 786 nt
Organism: Rangifer tarandus platyrhynchus (Svalbard reindeer)
Lineage: Eukaryota; Metazoa; Chordata; Mammalia; Artiodactyla; Cervidae
Source: the annotation of a GenBank genome assembly